AGCGACUACGACAAGGACGAGCUAAGUGUAAGUACAUUUUCUUAACACAAUAUGAAUACUCACACAUGAGUCUCCAUUCGUGAUUGAAACUGAAGAUUAAAUUCCGCAACCCCAGUAUUGCCCGUAGGUAUACAUCAGACAAGCAUCAUAACAUGGCAGCGUCAACGACAGCGGCAGCGCAGACCACAAGUAACCCGGUGCACGCCCUCCCGUGCGGCGAUGAAGCAGAAGUAGUUGCUCCCGUCCCAGGCGACGUCGAUGUCAAUGCUUCUGUCCCGCCCCGCAGGGCGCCCGGUCUACCUCGGUCGCAGAAAAAAUGGCUGAAGCGACAGCGGGAGGGCGAAUCUAGAGCAGAACGCCGGAGGAAACGCAACGAAGGAACGAAAAAUGAUGCUACAGCAAAAACCAGGUCGUCAUGCGCAGAUCAGGACACGAAUGAAGCGCACAGCGCGAGCUCCUCCGCCGCUGCACAGGAUGGAAACGAGAAAAACAGCGGCAAGACCAUCUUCAGUACGAAACCAACGUGCGCGCGGAAAGCCGGAAACCAAUCGGCACCGACGGAGGAAAAACUUGCGAAACUGGAAAGCGCGGUUGUCAAUGGAAGACUAAAGUUGGCGAUCAACUGCAGCUUUUGCGCGGACAUGAACUUCAAAGAGCUGGUUUCGCUGCGCAAGCAGAUCGAGCUCUCUUACGGCGUCCUGAAGACCGUCGAAGAACCCUUCCAGCUCCACCUCACGUCUUUUGACGCGGCUACCAACCCGCUGGCAGCCGCCUGGACUGCGGUCCGAAAGUUCGAUGAAAGCGCUGGUGUGAAGGCCAACGGCGUGGUAGACGAUGCAGUGGCUGAGCAGGGCUCGGAGGACGCAUUGGAGGAGACGCUCAGGGAAGUCCUCAUGUAUGGAGCGAAGACGAAUCACAUUCAAAACCCAUCGUGUGAUGCAGGAGGCGAAGAGCAGCACAAAGACAUCGAAACGCGCCCUGCGCCCCCGUCCUCGUGCAGUUCAUCGACUCUGAAAGCAUCGGCGCCUCUAAUCAAGGACAACAGUAUCGCGAGCUAUGAGGGCAGACGCUUGGCGCCGUUGCUGCGCUCAUUGGCCCUGCACAAGUGGAAAUUGCACCUGCAGCCAGAGCCGUAUUGGGACGCGUUUGAACGUGUCAUAAUACUUUCACCCGACGCGGAAGAGCCGUUGCUUGACGUUUUUUCUGGCCCUCACAAGAGCCGCACGGAAGAUGAAGAAAUGAACGGGACUACAGCAACUAACUUCGAUGAAAAUAUCGUUUUCGUCGUUGGUGGGUCUGUAGACCGCACCGUGCGGAAAAACCAAUCGCUGAACCAAAGCAUGGAAAAGCACGUCGAAAAAGCCGUGCAUAGCAGAAAACGCCUUCCGCUCCGCGAGUUCGCACCCAAAGGCGCCGCGAAAAUUCUCAACAUCGACACUGUGCUGCGAAUGCUGGCCAUGAAAGCUGCCAUGGAAGAGGCGAGAACCACGAAAAAUAUCGAGGAGUCUUCAUCUAAACUGGACUGCGCAACCGAGAACGAGUGGCGAGAGGUAUUCCACCAGUGUUUGUCCGCCCGCUUUCUACGACAAACGGAAGCUGGCGCUUAG
Amoebophrya sp. A120 is the source of this 1607-nucleotide messenger RNA. Lineage: Eukaryota; Dinophyceae; Syndiniales; Amoebophryaceae. The record is from the annotation of a GenBank genome assembly.